GCCGCGAGUGGCCAGGAGGUGGCAGUGGAGCCCAGCGGUAGCCACGGCCGGGCAGCGGGCGUGGACCUGGAUCCUGCCUCGUGGACAGGCGGCGAGAGGAAGAGAGCUGGCCACACAUACAACACGCAGUUUUGGCCCACCAAGAUCAGCAGCAGAGUACAAGGAAAGAGAAAAUGUCUUCUGAAACAACGCAAGAGGAAAGCCAGAUGUUUCCACCAAAACAAAGUAGAUGGCCAAUGUUCUACUGUCCCAUUUCACAACAUCCCAGUGCUACAGAAAUUGCAAGAAUCCGUGAGGAAUGCAAAAAGGAAAGUUUCUGGUACAGAGCUCUUCCUUUGUCUCUUGGAAGCAUGCUUGUCACCCAGGGGCUAGUCUCAAAAGGCAUUUUCUCAGCAAGCCCAAGAUUUGGUGCAUUACCUAAGAUGGCAAUUGCUGGUGGCCUUGGCUUUGCCAUUGGAAAGAUGUCGUACAUAGGAGAGUGCCAAAAAAAGUUUGAGAAAAUUGGUAUUGCCCCAUUUGGUCCACAACAAAAAAGGCAUUGUCAUCAUACUUGCAAAGAAUGUGAAACAAAAUUGAGACCAAAUCAGAAAGAAGGUUCAAUUCCCUCAGCAUCUUAGUCCCAGAUACUGUGAAGAAGAUAAAAAUCAUAUGGAUCAGCUUCUUUCAAGACUUCCUGCUGCAGAGAUGAAAUAAUGUCUUUGAUUUGAUGUAAAUCAUCCUAAUUGAAGUAGUUGCAUAAUGUUACAUAGUUCUGUUCACAGUAAAUACCAGUUUCUUUGGUUUUUCUUCUUCUCUCUCUUAGCAUAUUUUGGUUUAUUUUUAUUUGGUUUAUUGGACCCUUCAGUCCAAUUUAGAUGUUAGUGCUGAAGAAUUACAUUUCUCUGUUGUACUUAGAUGCUGGCAAUGCUUUGCAUAGCAAGCAAAAUGACAUAUACUGGAAUGUUUAUGUCAAAAGGAAAGAGUGCAAGAUGUUUAAAUAAUUUUGCAGAAGGGCUAGACUAAGUAGCCUCCCUGGUGCUUUUUUAUCCUUUAAGAUUUCCUACUUUUCCAAAUUGGUGUUUGUCCUCCUGAAUUCUUGAGUUACUAAGAACUCUUGUUUCAACAAGGGCUUUAAUUUUACACUUUUUACCUUUCUACAGACUUUCCACAGCUCUUUGUCAGCAGUCUUGAGUCAAGGGCACACAGCUGUGCCACAUCAGAGCUGAUGCUUGGUGUACAGCCAGGUGAGCCUUGGGGAGCCUUCAUCAGGGGCUGCAGGGAGAGAGGGUUAUGCAACCACAGAGAAGUCAACCUCCUCUGUGGAAAUAAUGUAAUUAUCACAGGUGUCCUGUGAUAGGCAGCAAAACUGGUGUGGUGACAUGUCAGCUACUUACCCUCCAUCUGACAUCUGCUGUCAAGAUAACAGCAGCAAACUGCACCAUGACAUCCAUGUGAUGCAGAGGAGAUUGAUGCAUGUGACAGAGGGAGGACCUUUCAUGUCAGACUCUCAGAGGGUGUUUUGUGGUCAGUCUUAACUCUUGGGGUUACAGCUUAGCUACUUAACUUUAAGUCUAGUUUUGUUCAGGCUUCCUAUUUCCUGUAAUAAAUGUACUGUUAU
Molecule: messenger RNA, 1597 nt
Organism: Calypte anna (Anna's hummingbird)
Lineage: Eukaryota; Metazoa; Chordata; Aves; Apodiformes; Trochilidae
Gene: OCIAD2
Product: OCIA domain containing 2
Exons: 8
Coding region: 174-617 (147 amino acids)
Cellular component (GO): mitochondrial inner membrane
Source: RefSeq, a predicted model, not a curated record